This is a messenger RNA of Panthera uncia (snow leopard), 2723 nucleotides long. Its product is annotated as collagen alpha-1(XIII) chain-like. The record is from RefSeq and is a predicted model, not a curated record. The transcript has 2 exons. The coding region runs from base 580 to 960 and encodes 126 amino acids. NCBI's taxonomy places the organism in Eukaryota, Metazoa, Chordata, Mammalia, Carnivora, Felidae.
GAGGAGGAGGAGAAGGAGGGAGGGGGUGGGAGAGAUUAGUUUGGGAAGUAGCACGGAUUGCUCAUCCGAUCCGUUCAGCCGCAGCCAGUGUGUCAAAUUACAGAGGCGCCGGAAUCGGCCCCAACGCUUCUCGGCGGCGGCCACGACCCACCUCUGCCCAUGGGGCCCUCGGUGUGCGCCCCUUCGCGCCGGGACUGAAGCCGGCUCGCCCGGGAGACGCGAGACACCAAGAAGGACCGACAGCGCGGAACCAACUCCGGGACUCUGCAGAUACUUGAAGGGGGAGACGGCGGAGAGAAGGAGAGCCGGCCGGAUUCCCCUAACUUUCCUGGACUUGGAACGUUCUUCGAAGUAACUCUCUUCUCACCUGGUCUACUACCGCUGUACUGCCAGCGGCAGCUGGUUGUGUUCUCUCGGCUCUCCCCCUCCUGCCGCUAGUUUUUCCAUCGUCUUUGCCGGGAGCAAAGGAAAGGGACAUUUCCCCCCUCCUUGCCCGCAGCUUGGAUCGCGCCUCUGGGCAGCGGCUCUCGCCUUUAUUUAUUCUAUUUAUUUAUUUAUUGGUUCUCAAGACACAAGGGGAUGGUAGCCGAGCGCCCCCGCAAAGCGGCAGCCGCCGGUGCCCGCGGCCCCGGGGAGCUAAGCGCGCCCGCGACGGUGGCGCUGGCGGUGGCGCCGGCGGAGCGCUGCGCGCGGCUGCCGAGCCCGGGGUCGUGCGGGCUGCUGGCGCUGGCCCUGUGUUCGCUGGCGCUCAGCCUGCUCGCCCACUUUCGGACCGCGGAGCUGCAGGCCCGGGUGCUGCGCCUGGAAUCGGAGCGUGGGGAGCAGCAAAUGGAGACGGCUAUUUUGGGACGAGUCAACCAACUGCUGGAUGAGAAAUGGAAGCUCCACUCUCGGAGGCGCCGGGAGGCCCCCCCGAAGACGUCUGCAGGGUGUCACUGCCCACCAGGUAAGGAGCCCUGAGAAUAGGUGACCGGGAGGGGGACCGGAACCGGAGGCCCCCUUAGUGGGCGUGAUCUCACCACACCUGCUCGCGGCAUCACUGUUGAUGUGAAAGAUGGGAAUGACGGGAUCUGAAAUGCUUACCUCCCCUCUGCUGGUCAACUGGCCCGCCCACCUGCCGUUUGUCAUUCAGUUGUUCAUGUAUUCGUUCAUCUGUAAACCCUUCUGUGGGAGGAGGGGGAGCCCGCCAGGGGGUGAAAUCACGUAUGACGAUGGGCAUGGCUGCGUUCAGAAAAUUACGAAGCGUUACGCAGAGUUGAAGAAAACAGAAGCCCACGAGGGCAGGGACCUGGCUCGUCAAGUUUACCGUUGUGCCCACAACUCCCGACACACAGUAGGUGUACAAAAUUGUUACACAAAUGAAUGAAUGAGUCCAUCCUCGUAAAACUUGCCUGCCCUAGCCGGAUGGCUCAGGGCGCUGUGCAUUUGCUGGACGGCAUCUAGGCGACACGCGUCAAUGCAUACUCACACACGGAUUCGAGGCUGCAAGGUGGUGGGGGGGGGUGGUAAUCUGGACUCGGAUCCCGCUUUUGCCGUCGACCAGCCCUAUCUGCUCAGAUCACUAGUGAGGACUCCUGUUCGAGUGCUCUUCCUGUGCUCCUCACCCGGGGUUCCCACUCCGUGCUGGGCUCCCUACUGCGUGGUGAGUUCAAUGGCACAGUCCACUGUUAAUGAUAGUGACCAGUUACAGCUCAGGAGGACUCUUCUGGGUGAGUAGUCAUUAGGAUUAAGCUAUGAGAAUGACAGAUGGACAAGUGUCACUGCUCCAUGAGUAACUGGGAUGGGCUAUCCUUUUUUUUGUGGGGCAGGAAGGAAGCUCCAGAAAAAGACAAUGAGGAGCGGGGACACCCUCGAGUAAUCACAGAGGGGCUUGCCCUGCUCAGGGCCUCUGUCAGCCCCAAGUAGGCUCCUUUUCACCCUCUGCGGGCAUGUGACAAUGGCAGGACCCCCACAGGGCACAGGUGCCCAGGGGUCCCGGUAGUCCUCACCCAGGGUCCCCGGGCCAGGGCAAGGAGGCCAACAGGUGGUGGGCGUGUGGGAAAUGGAGAGCCCACAUUGUCAGAGGAAUGAGCGGAGCUGGGGCAGACUCACUGUUGAGGGUGCCACCACGGGAAACGGUGGGGCCAUGACGGGAUUCAGCUGGCCUGUCGGGAGAGGGUCGUCGGGGUUAAUUAAAAGGGUGUCCAGAAUCCUGGGAAGCUCUCUCCCUCCCACAGGGCCCAGGACGUUGAGUGCUGGCAUCUGGGAAACUUGUUGUCAAAAGAAUGCCAAGAUUUUUUUUUUUUAAUUUUGUUUUUUUUUUCACGUUUAUUUUAUUUUUGAGACAGAGAGAGACAGAGCAUGAACGGGGGAGGGGCAGAGAGAGAGGGAGACACAGAAUCAGAAGCAGGCUCCGGGCUCUGAGCCAUCAGCCCAGAGCCCGACGCGGGGCUCGAACUCACGGACCGCGAGAUCGUGACCUGAGCUGAAGUCGGACACUCAACCGACUGAGCCACCUAGGCGCCCCAAGAAUGCCAAGAUUAAUGAGCUGGGAUGAAGGUGAGGGAAGGGUGUCAGGGCCUGGGCGGAGCACCCGUAAGCGUCGGGCCCUCUAGGGCAGCCCAUGCUUCAGCUAAGCCUGCCUGUUGUCCCCAUAGCUCUCGGUCAACUGCCACCGUCUUCUGCUCCAAGUCUAGAAUGUGGCUGAAGGGCGGGACACUUGGAGCCACAGACAAUAGAGGUUU